UAUCUAAAACCACAUUUAAGUUUUAUGCAAUAUAUAUUAUAUACACCGAAUAAUAUAAUAAAAUUAAUAUAAAUGUCAAAUUUCAAAAAAAUAACAAUUAAUGUCUAUACACUAAAAUCAAAUAUUUUUCUUAUUUUAGAAUAAACAUAUCUUCCAACAUUAUUAAUUUAUAGAGGUUCUACUGUAUCUAACAUGUUUUUAUACCGUUGUAAAUUUGAUGUCUGAUAGUGCAAGCCAAGCAAUCUCCCAUAAUCUUUAAUUCUCUCUUUUUUUUUUCUUCCCUUAUCUUGAUAUUUUUUCCUUGAGUGUUAACUAUAAAUUUGUAAUAUUUUAAUCUUUAACUAUAUAUAUAUAUAUUAAUUGUUGACAACAACCGACAAAAAAAUUGCUGACAACAAAUUAUUUCAAUCGAAUAUUUGUACGAAUUGUUAACUUUAGAAAUAAGUGACUGCAAUAUUUUAUAUUGUGUUUACCAAAAAAAUAUUUUGUAUUGUAAAUACUGCAUUCACCAGCAAAAAUGCAAACAAAUACUGCACUAACUUUUAAAUCUUGUUAAAAAAAAACUUUUAAAUCUUGGUGUAAAUUAACGGUACGUUUUGUUCGCCUCUCUAUACCUUUUAAUAAAUUGAAACUAGGUCAAAAUGAUGUAAUUAAGUAACGAUGUUUUUCCUCUUUGUCUGUAGAAAAACGAGAAGUAGUUUCUCUCUCUCUCUCUCUCUCUAGGCUAAUACUCCUAAAAUCCCUUAGUUUAAGCAGUGACUUCACUUCCAAAACAAUUCUCUCUUUCGCUCACUCUCUUUAGUUCCUUCUUCUUUCUUCGAAGUCUUUCGCUUUACAAAACCAUAAUAAAAUUUUAAUACUUCUCAAUCUCCCUAUAACUCUCAGAUCACUAUGGUCUAGAUACUUUUUUCCUGAAGGCCAGUUUUAAUUUGUUUCUCCGAAGCAUAGUAAUUAAACGCAAGUUGCGCUGCUUUUGCUGGUUGCGAGGAGAAAGAUCAAAAUAAUGGAAGUUGCGAGUCAAGAAGAACAUGACAUGCCUAUUCCAAUUAACACUACUCAUGGUGGGCAUGGACACAUGAUACACCGUCAUCAUGAUCAUCGCCAUCAUAAUCCUGCCAAUUCUACUCAUCCAAACCCACUAAUGGUCCUCUCAAAUGGUAAUGGUUUUGGGCAAAACCAUGACGAUCCUGAUCACCACAAUGUGGGCUACAACAUCAUGAUCAGCAACAACAACAACAAGGAGAAGCAUGUGGUUAACAAGUACAAGGAAUGUUUGAAGAACCAUGCAGCUUCCACGGGAGGCCAUGCUAUUGAUGGUUGUGGAGAGUUUAUGCCAAGUGGUGAAGAAGGUUCCAUAGAAGCUCUCACUUGCUCAGCUUGUAACUGCCAUAGAAACUUCCAUAGAAGAGAAAUAGAAGGCGAAGAUAAGACCUACUUUUCCCCUUACCACCACAACCAACCACAGAGAAAUCCCAUGUUCCAUCACCACCACAAGAUGACCAAAUCACCGCUACCACAGCAAAUGAUCAUGCCACUUGGCGUUGCAACAACAACUGUAUCAAACACAGAGUCAGAAGAAGACUUACCAUUUCAGCAGCCACCACCGCCGUACAAUCACGGAGGACAUAAUCAAAAGAAGAGGUUUAGGACAAAGUUUACUCAGGAGCAGAAGGAGAAGAUGCUGAGUUUUGCAGAGAGGAUUGGUUGGAAGAUGCAGAGACAAGAGGAAUCUGUUGUUCAGAAGUUUUGUCAAGAGAUCGGAGUUAGGAGAAGAGUUCUUAAAGUCUGGAUUCAUAACAACAAACACAAUCUAUCCAAGAAGAGCAAUAAUAACAAUGUCGAGAUUUCUGCUGGUAACAACGACAUCAAUAAAGCUCUUGCCGGAAAUCUUGCUCCUAGUUCUUAAUUAGUUUACGUUGGGAUUGUUAUUAUCUAUGUUUUCUUAAUGCAAGUACCUUAUGGUUAAUGUUUUAACUCUAUUGUUCGGUGUUAAUCAUUAGAUUUUGUAGUUUAUGAUUAUUUGUCUCAUUUAUUCAUUCCAAUAAUAUAUGCAUGCAAUA
Brassica rapa (field mustard) is the source of this 2060-nucleotide messenger RNA. Its product is annotated as zinc-finger homeodomain protein 3. Gene Ontology annotation, biological process: regulation of developmental process; regulation of DNA-templated transcription. NCBI's taxonomy places the organism in Eukaryota, Viridiplantae, Streptophyta, Magnoliopsida, Brassicales, Brassicaceae. The record is from RefSeq and is a predicted model, not a curated record. Gene Ontology annotation, cellular component: nucleus. Gene Ontology annotation, molecular function: transcription cis-regulatory region binding; DNA-binding transcription factor activity.